AUGGGCUCGAGCCAAUACCUCCAUCUCCGGGGCCCGGGGGUUGAACGAGGUGCCAAGGCUGUUGAGCACACUUCCAAGGCAAGCAGUCUGCAAGCUACCAACCACACGCACAUGAACGUGGAGGAGGCGGACGGGUGGAGCGAUGUUCCGAGUGACGACAGUGCGGAAUCUCACAAGGAUGGAUCGGGUGCGAGCACAGAUGAAUCCCAAGGUAUCUGCAAUUGGAUCGGCAGCACGGUUCGAGACACCGCGGGCUGGAUGUGGCGGGGCCCCGGGAAGACCGCCGUGGCGCUCACCACCCUGGCCGCAGUGACCGGGAUGGCAACUGGCUUGAUCGACCAGUCGGAUCCUACUCGAGGCGUGCUCGGGCGUGACUUUCAGACUUGGAUCGACGACAUCAACGGUUCGACAGCCGCUGCGACCGAAGGCCUAGGUGCGAUCGAAGGCGCGACUGAAGCUGCGACUGAGUCGGCAGCUGCGACUGCAGCACAAUGGACCGGUACUCAGAUCAGUCUGGGUAAGCUGCUCGGUACGAUCGACCCUGUAUCGCCCGAGAAGGCGGUAUGGUUGGUGGAAGCGGCAGUGACAAAGUGCAUCAAGACACCCCCCGACCUGAGAACCUUCUAUCAGAAAGAGGUCUGUGAUAUGGCGGAGCCAUUGGGCUACGAUCCCUGGUGGGACUUCGUGGCGUAUCCGCGGGUUGAAACCGAGUACACUGGGCCGUGA
This is a messenger RNA of Dioszegia hungarica, 726 nucleotides long. RefSeq lists its product as uncharacterized. The transcript has 2 exons. Bases 1 to 726 code for a protein of 241 amino acids. The record is from RefSeq and is a predicted model, not a curated record. Lineage: Eukaryota; Fungi; Basidiomycota; Tremellomycetes; Tremellales; Bulleribasidiaceae.